Leptosomus discolor (cuckoo roller) is the source of this 870-nucleotide messenger RNA. The record is from RefSeq and is a predicted model, not a curated record. NCBI's taxonomy places the organism in Eukaryota, Metazoa, Chordata, Aves, Leptosomiformes, Leptosomidae.
UUCAGGCCAGCAGACACCAAGAGCAUCGUUCGAGUUGACCGCUACGGUGAUGGGAUCGGGCGCUACAACAUCUUCAACUAUCACCACAUGGACGGGCAGUAUCGGUACCAGCAGGUGGGCUACUGGGCUGAGGGGCUCAUCCUCAACACCACCCUCAUCCCGUGGGCUGAGACCUCCAUCCCUGUGUCCCAGUGCAGCGACCCCUGCAAGAAGAAUGAGAUAAAGAGCAUGCAGCCCGGAGACAUCUGCUGCUGGAUCUGCAUCCCCUGCCAGCCCUACGAGUACUUGCUGGAUGAGUUCACCUGCAUGGACUGCGGUCUCGGUUACUGGCCCAACGAGACCCUGAAUGGCUGCUACGAGUUGCCCCAAGAGUACAUCCGCUGGAAGGACGUCUGGGCCAUCGGUCCCGUCACUGUCUCUUGCCUGGGUUUCAUCUCCACCCUCUUUGUUUUCGGAGUCUUCAUGAAGAACAACGACACCCCCAUCGUGAAGGCCUCUGGCCGGGAGCUCUGCUACAUUCUCCUGACCGGGGUGCUCAUGUGCUACAGCAUGACCUUCAUCUUCAUCGCAAAGCCCUCCACCGAGGUGUGCACGCUUCGGCGCCUGGGGCUGGGCACAUCCUUCGCUGUCUGCUAUUCGGCCCUCUUGACCAAGACGAAUCGCAUCGCCAGGAUCUUCAGCGGUGUGAAGGAGGGGGUCCAGCGCCCCCGGUUCAUAAGCCCCACAUCGCAGGUGGUCAUCUGCAUGGCCCUCGUCUCUUGCCAGCUGAUCAUCGUCAUCAUCUGGCUGCUGGUGGAGACCCCUGGCACAGGCAAGGAGACCGAGCCUGGCAAGAGGUACAUAGUCACCCUCAAGUGCAACAACCGCGAC